CUCUUAGCCUACGUCUCUCUCCCCACCUCAAAUUUUAGUAAAAAUUAUGAAGGCAAACAAAAAAGGAAAAAAAUGUUGACCAUUUUUCAACAUUAAAUUUCAGGAGAUUGAAGGAAAAGAGUAAAAAAUAACACAGUGGAAAUGCAGAGACUAAUUAGGAUUAGGGUUUCAAAGAAUGGAUUCUCCUGAACCUUCUAAAUCUCCAAUUUCUUCUUCUGCUGCAGCCUCUACUUCUUCCUCUUCCCCAGUUCAAGAAUCCCCUUUUUCCAAUUAUAUUAGCAGUCUGUCUCCUAUAAAGCAUGACAAGGCACCGCUUGUAACACAAGCAUUCGUAGGGCUUAAUUCUCCCCCUCUUGUAUUUACAUCUCCACGUAUAAAUACACGUAGAAGGCCUCAGUCAUCUAGUGUGGAAGUAUCUGAAAAUGGUGAAGGAGACAAGAGCAAAACUGAUGGGCCUGGUAGUUUGGAAAGAUCUGUUACAGUAUUACAGCAAGGGUUGAUCACUGAUAUUAAGGAGGAUGAUACCAAGAACUCUGUGUCAGUCCAACCCAGUAGUUCCUCUGGAUGUGUUGAUGAAUACUUGGCCGAUCCUGUGGAAGCAGACUGCGCAAACUCUGCAUGCACCAUCAGUUUAAAAUUGAAACAAUCUAAUAAUGUUCUUCAGUCAUCAGUAAAUGGUUUACCAGACUCAAAAAAUUUAAAUUUUGAUGACAAAAAUGAUGUGGGGAGGGAAGUCGAUUCAACUCAAUUGUUGUCUGGGCUGAGUGAAAAAGGCCUUGAAAGAAAGUUAACCUUUGAUGUCAAGCCAUUGAAGAUUGAUAAUGAGGAGCAUGCUGGUCAACGGAUAUCUGAUGAAUGCCGAAAAUUUGAGGCUGAUAUGUUUGAUCUUUCUUCUCAGGAAAAAGAAUGUAAAAAUUUGGAUUCUCAGAAAGUUGUAGAGGACCAUGGGAAUGGAUGUGAUGGUUUCCUUCAUCUGCCGCCUGAAUCCUUGCAAAGGGUUCAGGCAUAUGAAGGUUUUGCUGAAAAUGUUGAAGGAGACUUGGAUGUGCCAAUUCAUAAUAUGACACACGAUCUUGAGGCUAGUGAACACCAACGUGGCAUGAGUAGGCGCUGCCUUCAAUUUGGAGAAACUCAACCAGAAACUACGGCAAACUGCAACAGUUCUUCAAAUCUAGCAAAUGAUAUGGUCACUUCAACAUCACUUGCUACAACUUCAGAAAUAGAGGGUUUGGGUUCAUCUCAUGUGGAUUUAAGUGCUACAUCAAGAAAGAGGCAGCUAGUUAACUUGUCCCAAUUAGCUAUAAAUAUGAUUCCCCAGUGUCAUGUUGAAAAUUCUUCCUUAACUGUUUACAAGCCAUCAGGUGUUGGAUUACACCUAAACAGCAUUGUUAAUGCUAUACCAAUGGGUCAAGGUGGAACUGUGAGCAUGAAUUUGGCAGUUGAUUCUCUGGGUAUACAGGAGAUAAAAUCAGCAUCUAUUGCGAGCUGUCAGUCAAUGGAAAACAUGCAGAGUCAGUCAGAUGCAUUUGAGAAAGUAUCAGCUGCUCCUCAGGAUGGAAUACUUGAAGCAAAGGUUAGCAUGAUUGCAGGUUCUGCUGCUUGUGAAUCACUCCACACUGUAGAAUCAAUUGAGUGUCACACAACUCUAAGCACAAAGAAGAAGCUUAGCUCAGAGGAUGGAGACAGCAAUGAGGUGUUUAACCACCAAAGCCCCAAAAAGAAAAGGCAAAAAUUGUCAAACAGCACUGAUGGUGAGGGUUGCAAGCGUUGCAAUUGCAAGAAGACCAAAUGCUUGAAACUCUAUUGUGAUUGUUUUGCUGCCGGAAUCUACUGUGAUGGCCCUUGUUCCUGCCAAGGUUGCUUCAACAGACCUGAGUAUGAAGAUACAGUUCUUGAGACACGUCAACAAAUUGAAUCGCGUAAUCCUCUAGCAUUUGCUCCCAAGAUUGUACAGCCAUUCACUGAUUUCCCGGUGAACAGCAGGGAAGAUGGAAACUGGAAGACGCCAUCCUCAGCAAGACACAAAAGAGGGUGCAAUUGCAAAAGGUCAAAAUGUCUGAAAAAAUAUUGUGAAUGCUACCAGGCUAAUGUUGGUUGCUCCAUUGGAUGUCGAUGCGAGGGGUGUAAAAAUGUCUAUGGCAAGAAGGAAGAUUAUUGUCUGACUGAAGAAAUGGUGAGCAGAGGUGGUGGGGAGAUAUCAGAAAGCACAGUGGCAGCUAAGAAGGAUUUCUUGCAUUCUGAGCUGUGUGAUCCACACUAUCUUACUCCGCCGACACCUUCAUUCCAAUGCUCAGAUCAUGGAAAGAAUGCUCCCAUAUCCAGACUUCCUUCCAGCAGAUGCCUUCCAUCACCUGAGUCUGAUCCAACCAUCUUAUCAUAUGCAAAAUCUCCGAGAACUUCUGAUAGUAAUGACAUGCUUCUGGAAACAAGUAAAGAAAAAUUGGAUGUUGGUUCUUACUGUGAGGGAAUCAAUUACAACAAUGCGGACGUGCUUGCCGAUGAAUGCCAUCACACCCCACUUCUAAAUCAUUCCUCAAUUUUUACAGGUUCAUCAUCAUCAUCUAAAGCAAGGGAAUUGACAAGUCUUUCACAAUUCCGAUUGGGCCCUAGAAGUGGUUGUAUCUCUUCAGGGGGUUCCCUUCAUUGGCACAGGUCAUCUUUUAUGCCAAUGUCUACUUUAGAUGGGACUAAAAAGCUUCAGGGGCUUAACUCUGAUGGUGGACUUGAUGAUAUUUUGGAGGAUGAUACACCAGAGCUAUUGAAAGGCACUUCUACGCCUAUUAAGUCUGUGAAAGCAAGUUCCCCAAAUGGCAAGCGAGUUUCACCUCCUCACAAUUUGCAUCAGCUUCGGUCAAGCUCUUCAGGACCAUUAAGAAGCGGCCGUAAGUUCAUACUAAAAGCUGUGCCUUCUUUUCCACCUCUCACUCCUUGCAUUGAUUCGAAAGGCAGCAGUAAUCAGAGUAGAAGCAAUUUUCAAGAAAAUAGUAGCAAUGACUGAUUGUCAGACCUGCACUUUGGAGUAGGUACUAAGGUGGCCACAUUCUUGCGGUAGCGGACAAAUUCCCAGAAAGAGAUUGCUUCCGCCUCAUGAUCCGCCGUAGUCUUCUGUUUUUUUUUUUCCCCUAUUUCUCUCAUUUACUUGUCAGUCUUAUAGUUUUUCAGUUGGAUGUUUCUAAUGCAAGCCUAGUAUGUCUCAUUCCUCAUGAUUAAAGGAAGGACUCAUCAAACAUGUU
Messenger RNA from Durio zibethinus, 3233 nucleotides. The record is from RefSeq and is a predicted model, not a curated record. Lineage: Eukaryota; Viridiplantae; Streptophyta; Magnoliopsida; Malvales; Malvaceae.